GUUUGUGUGGGACGCUGUAGGUUGUGUGUGAGCUGCGCCGCUUCGCCUGUUUGUCUGUCAUGGAGCUCGGAGUCUGAUCCCGAGUCUGAUCCCGGGUCUGGGUUGUGCAGUCGGAUCUCCGCGAUCAGAUGAAUCCGACUCUGGAGAAGAUGAACGGAGCGGCGUUCCCGUCUCCCACAGCCGAAAUAGCUGAGAUGAACCGCAUCCACUACGAGCUUCAGUACACGGAGGGCAUCAGUCAGCGCAUGCGUGUCCCCGAGAUGCUGAAGGUCGCCCCGUGCACCGGCGAGGACAAAGAUGGCAGCGCCAAUCCCGGCGACGAGGUGCUGCACACGGCCAUGAUGCAGGUCCCCGACAGGAUCAUCGUGGCAGGAGACCUUGAAGACACGCAGUUCUCCAGACCCAGAGAUCUGGACCUGAUCCAGUCCACACCACUCGAGACCCUGUCUCUGAAGACUCCUCCUCGGGUUCUCACCCUCACCGAACGCCCCCUCGACUUCCUGGAAAUGGAACAGCCCAGUGAAGAGGUACGCACUCAGAGCAGAGCACGCAGAGAACGUUCAGUCAGCGAAAACACAGCUGUGCGUCAAAAUGGCCUGGUGCCCAGAAACGACUCCUCUGUCUCUCCUUCUUCCCCCUCCGCUCUGCGCGCUCUUUCGCUCCGUCGUCCUCCUGACGAGUGGCAGGGUGUUUCCGGUGCGCGUGGUGUUCUCUCCUUCCUCCAGUCCAGCACACGUCGGGCAUAUCAGCAGCUCCUGGAGGUUCUGGAUGAGAACCAACGCAGUAAGCCUUCUCUGAGAGGGGGUUCCACCUCGUCUAACCUCCAACAUGAUAACAGAUUUACCCUGGCGACACUGGACAUGUCUGUGGAAGGUGAAGACCUGGCCGUGGCAGACGCUACAACUUUAAGGAGACAGAUUAUUAAGCUGAACCGGCGGCUGCAGCUCUUAGAAGAAGAGAAUAAAGAGCGAGCCAAGCGCGAAAUGAUCAUAUACUCUAUUACCGUCGCGUUCUGGCUCAUCAACAGCUGGGUGUGGUUCCGUCGCUGAAUCAGCAGCAGCGAAGCCGUUUCACCUAAGCUCCACCUCCUCGCUUCAAGCGUCCAACAUCAGCUCUGAUCGAUGCACUCACGUCUCAAAGCUCGUGAGCCUCACUGCCUGCACAGAAAGCUCCUUCAGUGAAAAGACUCGUCUUAUUCCUGUAUAUUUGUGAUUUUUUUUUCUUUUCUUCCCCCCUUUAACAUUGACCUCGUUGUUCGUAAAGGCCAUGCAUGAAUCAUGUGUGUAUUUAUCGUCCUGCCUGUCUGUAUUCCCAUAAGCACAACCCGAGCCGAUUCUCCAGACCUGAAAUGAAAUAUGGACUCGAGAACAUGGGACACACUUGUUUAAAUAUCUUCAUAAUCGUUGGACUGACGGUGUUGAAGGAAUGUUGUGAUUUAUCGCAAUCACCUGAGGUUUUUGCAGAGUUGAUGCCACGUCUUGAAGUUUUGUGGAACGUCCUGUUUUGUGUUUCGUCUUGAUUGUUUGGUGUUUGGAAUUUGAGACCAUGUUUGGAACGGGAUGACCAUAAUUAUGUAUUAUAAUCUCUCUCAUAUCCAUAUGCACUGUACUAUAACUACAGAAUGCUUCUCGUGAAAUAAACAUCAAUGGUACCUCCA
This is a messenger RNA of Neoarius graeffei (lesser salmon catfish), 1657 nucleotides long. It is a transcript of the gene mffa, whose product is annotated as mitochondrial fission factor a. Gene Ontology annotation, biological process: positive regulation of mitochondrial fission. The record is from RefSeq and is a predicted model, not a curated record. Gene Ontology annotation, cellular component: mitochondrial outer membrane; peroxisome. The transcript is spliced from 8 exons. NCBI's taxonomy places the organism in Eukaryota, Metazoa, Chordata, Actinopteri, Siluriformes, Ariidae. The coding region runs from base 129 to 1049 and encodes 306 amino acids.